Messenger RNA from Podarcis raffonei (Aeolian wall lizard), 511 nucleotides. It is a transcript of the gene SERF2, whose product is annotated as small EDRK-rich factor 2. Lineage: Eukaryota; Metazoa; Chordata; Lepidosauria; Squamata; Lacertidae. The coding region runs from base 119 to 307 and encodes 62 amino acids. The transcript is spliced from 3 exons. The record is from RefSeq and is a predicted model, not a curated record.
GGCGCUGGCGGGCUAAUAGCCUCCUGGCCUCUGUGCGGAUUGGCCAAUCAGGCGACGGGGGCGGAGCAGGGCAGGGCUGUGGCCGUAGCUGCCUCGGGGACUCGAGCGAAGCGGAGCCAUGACGCGGGGCAACCAGCGCGAACUGGCGCGCAGCAAGAACAUGAAGAAGAACGCUGACAAGGGCAAGCGCCGCGACGACGGCCUCUCCGCCGCCGCCCGCAAGCAACGAGAUUCAGAAAUCAUGCAGCAGAAGCAGAAGGCUGCCAAGGAGAAGAAGGAAGAGCCUCAGCAGCAGCAGCCAAAGUAGGCAAGAGCCCUGAGGGGGCCUGCCCAGGUGGUGGCUCCCUUUCCUUUUCCCUCAACCGCUCACACUCCUGCUUAUAGCCACAGUGGCAUUAUGGGGGCCACCAGACCACCUCCUGCUGAGGCUGGAGAAGAAAGGAGGAACCCCAGCCUGGUGGGAGCUGGCAAAUGCUAGAAUCAAGAUACUUCAUUAAAGUAGUUUUACCCA